CUCCGUUUCAAUAUAAAAUCUCAACGUCGCCAGGUCAAACGAGCAAUCUGUCUUUCUCUCUCUACCUUUCUAUCAAAACACUGCAUGGCCUGAUCCUGUGCUUGAUUUAGCAAUUAAAUAAUGGGAAAUUGCAAUGCAACUCUUCCUGCAGCUAAAAGAAGAUCUCAAUUCCUGAGAGAGCAAAUGGAGUUCCGUACUCAUGAAGGAAUAAAGAGCGUGAAAGUGAAUAGUCUCUGCGAUUUCUCCAGAAAUUCUGAUAUCUGCAUUUGCUUAGUGACCUGGAACAUGAACGGGAAGGUGUCUUAUAAAGAUUUGGUGGAGCUGAUUGGUAGCAACCGGAAAUUUGAUCUACUUGUUGUAGGUUUGCAAGAGGUACCUCGAAAGAAUAUUGCACGACUGUUGCAAGCAGUUCUUCUGGAUACCCAUAGACUGCAAGGAAAAGCCAUAAUGCAAUCUCUUCAGCUGUUUGUAUUCACAGCAGUGAGCUCAGAUUUAUUAGUCAAAGAAUUGAAAGUGGAUAAGCAUUCGGUUGGAGGGCUUGGAGGAUUAAUUAGGAGAACCAAAGGGGCUGUAGCAAUUUACAUCAACUAUAAAGGAAUUAGAAUGGUGUUCAUCUCCUGUCAUCUUUCUGCUCAUGCUCGCAACGUGGAGGAGCGAAAUUCGCAGUUCAGACUCAUAACACACAACCUUUUCUCCAAAGACUGGAACCCUUAUGCAAGACCUGCACAAAUCACCAUAUGGAUGGGAGAUCUCAACUAUAGAAUUCAAGGGAUCGAUACAUAUCCAGUAAGAAGGUUAAUUCAGAAAGACCUUCUCACACCACUCACCAGCAAAGAUCAGCUGUUACAAGAAGCAGAAAGAGGACAAAUCUUCAAUGGAUUUUACGAGGGGAUAUUAACAUUUAAACCAACGUACAAGUACAAUCUUGGAAGCAGCGAUUACGAUACAAGUCACAAGGUGCGAGUCCCAUCAUGGACAGAUCGGAUAUUGUUCAAGAUAGAAGAUGUGGACAAAAUUGAUGCAAGCUUACAUUGCUACGAAUCAGUUGACAGUAUUCAUAGCUCAGAUCACAAACCAGUAAAAGCUCACCUCUGCUUAAAAGUUAGAGAACAAGAAGCAUCCGUUCAUGGAAACCCAGUAAUUUGAGGGGGAAAAAAGAAGAAGAAGAAGAAGAAAGGAACUAUAUUAUUUUGGCAAUCAAAAUUUUCCCUUAUAUAUAUAUUCCAGGUUAUGUAAAAAAGAAAAAAUAGAUGAUUGGAAAUUUAUGAUCUGAGGUGAAUAUUACAUUUUAAUGUAAAUAUGAGGCAGUGUUUUUAAAAAUCAUUUCCUGUUAGAAAAAGCUUCAUUAAAUUCCUUUCAACUUGAGUUUCGUCUAAUUAUAUUA
This is a messenger RNA of Jatropha curcas, 1384 nucleotides long. RefSeq names its product inositol polyphosphate 5-phosphatase 11 (gene 5PTASE11). The record is from RefSeq and is a predicted model, not a curated record. Lineage: Eukaryota; Viridiplantae; Streptophyta; Magnoliopsida; Malpighiales; Euphorbiaceae. Gene Ontology annotation, biological process: phosphatidylinositol dephosphorylation; response to jasmonic acid; response to auxin. Gene Ontology annotation, molecular function: phosphatidylinositol-3,5-bisphosphate 5-phosphatase activity; phosphatidylinositol-3,4,5-trisphosphate 5-phosphatase activity; phosphatidylinositol-4,5-bisphosphate 5-phosphatase activity. Gene Ontology annotation, cellular component: plasma membrane.